GUAAUGUUCAUUCGUGUUCAGUAGUGUUCAUUAGUGUUCAGUAGUGUUCAUUAGUGUUCAUUAGUGUUCUUUUCUCAACGUAGUCUUUGUACCCUAGAUAUUUACUCACUGUGGAGCAGACAUACAUUUGAAAAUAUUCUCUAUUCAAGAUAUGGACAUCCAGGUCCAUUUGAACCAAAUGACCAGUCCAGAUCUGAACUCAGUCACAGUGUAAAUGAUAAUAUCAGUGACGUGUGGACUGCAUGUCAGAGCUCCACUGUCCUAGAGAAGAGAGCCACAAUGACAUAAUAUGUUGUGCAACACCUCACAGUACAGUAUACAGUUUAUAUACAGUAAUUGACUAGCAUUUCCUCUGCCAAAAUGUCCCAUAACAUUAUUGUACACAAUUUUACCCACACCCACAUGGCUUCUUUAGUUGAACAUUUUAGUAAUAUUUUUGCCUUGCCAAAGGAUGUGUUCACUACUGGGCUGGCGAACAUGGCGAAACACUGUCUAUGCUUAAUGUGGACAUCUAAGACUACUUGGACCAUGCCCCCACCCCACAGUUCAGUUCAGUGCUCUUGUCUCCUAGAGACCAUUGGGUUCGACCUGAUUACAUCCUGUCAUGCAGCAAGUCACCCACAGCUCUGCGUGGCCCUCUGCUGUCCUGAAGUGUGCUGUCGGAGCUCUGAGGGCUGAAAGGAGAUGCGUCUCACAGCAGGGAAUGGAGACCAGUAGCCUGGUGAUGUCACAGAUGGCACAACAGUUGGAAAUCUCUCUCCUCCCUCCACCCAAUGGUGGACUAGAUAGAGAGUCAAACCGGUAUCAGGUAGAAUGAUAUCCAUAAUACCUGGAGUCAAAUUACUUUUGAACUUUUAUGAGUAACAAUUUUUGUUUUGUUUUGUUUUUCACAAUAGAGCUGAGCAGAAAUUAUAUUCAGUUGUAAUGACUUUACUCUCUGUAACUCACUGCCGGCAAUAUAUAACCAUUUUCCACAAUAAAUGUUUUUUUUAUUUUUUAUUUUUUUUUUUAUGUAACUUUGUAAGAUAAAAUUGAAUUAUCAAAUGUAUCUAAUCAUAUCACAUUUAACCAAAUGUAUCAAUGAAGUAUAAUCUCAAGAAAAGGGCAGUCAGAAAACAGCAAGUAACUGGGACAACGGCCCAGAAGAGGUGAAAGGCAUGAGGAUAAAUCAAGUGGUCAAGUCUGGGCCACUUGAUAAGGGAAAGUGUCCAGACAUACAUGUCAGCAGAUUAAAAGCAGAACUUCUGUCAAUGGGAAAUACCACAAGAAUCAUGUGUUAUAACUAAGUGCAGAGUGGACGAGACAGUAUUUCACAAUCUUAAGAUCGAUAGAUGGGCGGCCCAAGGGCAAGAAGUGACAUCACAGAAUUAGGCCUUAAAAGUGCGAGCAUCUUCUGUUUAGACUUUAGAAUUCGCAUUCUCCGGCUUGCUUGACUGUACUGUUGACUGUCAAUUGAGCAAGUUGUUUUGUGUCGUUACCUACCAGUAAAACUCAACCUUGUUACAACAAAUUGCUUCGUAUGGUGGUUCCUCUCCGAAACAACACGCAGAGUAUUUUUUCCUAACAAAUUGGUGACACCGACGCUGAACUGAGGAGAGCUGGACCAACCAGACCCUCACCUGGAGCACGAGGCUCAGAGUGGGGCUUCGAGAUCUUUGGCGGCAGACAAAAAAGGCGCCUGCAAGAAAAAUAAGGUGAGGACAAACCUAUUUCAUUGAAUUGUCCAUAGAUUAGUAUAUUGAUUAGUUAGUUUUUGUCUGUCAUCUUGGAUCUUGAAGGAAGCAGCAAGUGCGAGUGGAUGGUGGAUAGUGAUACAAAAAUCCACAAAGCCUUUGUGAAUUGUCAGUUUUAAAUAAGAAAAAGCAUUAGUAGGUACUGUAAAAGGCCUGACUACCUAAACAUUAGGUUUAGAGGGAGGAGGGAGAUUAGUAGGUCUGCAUAAAAGGCCUGACUACCUAAACAUUAGGUUUAGAGGAAAGAGUGAGAGAUUAGUACGGACUGCGUAACAGACCAGAGUUCCUAAACGGGGGGUGAGCAUGGUUGACCCUUCCGCGUAGCAACUGAAGUAGAUAAUCGAAGUAGUGUCUGAGCUCGUUAGCCUACUCUUGACCUACAAUUUAGCCUACAUCCCGGAUGUGCUCACCCUCUGGGUUAGAGGUAAAGGAUAAGCGUGUAACGCGACCAAGCACGGUUAGCGCGUGUAAAGCGAGUAGCGCAAAUUUUUCAAAUGUAAAUAGGGCAAAGGCGUGUAAAUAGGAUAAAGAAAGGUAGAAUUGAGUGCAGAGAGACACACGGCUGGCACUGCGCCACGCACAGUUCUGUGUAUGAAUCAGGAGGAAGUUUGAAUUUUCAGACACCCGACUCCUGUCUUUAUACAGAACUAUAGGACAGAAGUGAAUAUUUGUAAGAGAUAGUCUUUCAAAAGAUAAGUGACUUGCAAAUAAAUAAUAGAAGUAAUACCCACAACUGUUGUGUUCAGCAAAAGUGUCAAAUUAAGAUCAGAAGUACUCAGAUGAUAGAUUAAAUCAGUGAUAUAGCACUGAUUUAACACUGAUAUAACACACCUUUGUUACGUCUGAAUGGGUAAGCUUUCGGUGGAUGCAAGAAUCCAACAAAAAGCCGGAUUAGUGGAUCAUUCAGACUAACUCAGUGUGUUUAGUAAAACCUUGUUUGUGUAUCUGCAAUUCCCUUCGGUGGGCUCAUGAACCCCUUGGCCGUACAGGAAACUGUACAAUAAGGCACCGGAUUGGCGAGGAGUGAUAAAAGCAAACAAGGUUCAGAAAACAAUUAAAAAAAAAAAAAAAAAAAAAAGAGAAAAGAAAACAGGGGGGCAGGCAUCCCAGUGACAGAGUAGAGCCUGGAGGUGUAAUAUUGCUUAUGCUGUGCUAGAAUGCUAAAGGAGGGUGAUUGAUAGAAUUGUGUAAAGUAAAACGAAAACUCACCCUAAACAUGUAACCUGGCUUCUUAGUGGCUUUUGCUUGGAGAAAUUGUUGACCUCAUAAAUGAGGUCAAAGGAGGGAAAUGUAAGAUAAAAUUGAAUUAUCAAAUGUAUCUAAUCAUAUCACAUUUAACCAAAUGUAUCAAUGAAGUAUAAUCUCAAGAAAAGGGCAGUCAGAAAACAGCAAGUAACUGGGACAACGGCCCAGAAGAGGUGAAAGGCAUGAGGAUAAAUCAAGUGGUCAAGUCUGGGCCACUUGAUAAGGGAAAGUGUCCAGACAUACAUGUCAGCAGAUUAAAAGCAGAACUUCUGUCAAUGGGAAAUACCACAAGAAUCAUGUGUUAUAACUAAGUGCAGAGUGGACGAGACAGUAUUUCACAAUCUUAAGAUCGAUAGAUGGGCGGCCCAAGGGCAAGAAGUGACAUCACAGAAUUAGGCCUUAAAAGUGCGAGCAUCUUCUGUUUAGACUUUAGAAUUCGCAUUCUCCGGCUUGCUUGACUGUACUGUUGACUGUCAAUUGAGCAAGUUGUUUUGUGUCGUUACCUACCAGUAAAACUCAACCUUGUUACAACAAAUUGCUUCGUAUGGUGGUUCCUCUCCGAAACAACACGCAGAGUAUUUUUUCCUAACAACUUUCAUCUCCAGGAUUGUGCACAAAGACAUGCAAACACUCACACUGACCGUCUAUGGUCAGACAUGCAGACAUCCUGAUUUAAAUUUUUUUUACUGCCGUUUGUUUCCCCCAGAUCUGUAGUCUGCGUCAAGACGUCCAGUAGGAUUAGAUGUAAUGAGCUUAUCUCGCCAAGCCCAAGCUCAGCUCCUGGGCGACGCUCCACAUGCAAGCUCUCCAUAGGAAUAUGGACACCAUUUAUGUAGCACUAGCCAUCACCUCAGUCCUCCUUCAAAUCAAUUUUGUAUCAUCUUUCUGUGUUACUGGGUGUUCCUGCACCGAUGAUGGACCUGUCGGAAGGUCCCUGCUUUGUAUGGAAACCUCCCUGGGGCGAAUUCCUGACAACGUCCCCUCAGACUUUGUCAAAAUCCGCAUAGAGAACUCCCACCUCACAGAAAUCCCCCAGAGGUCUUUCUCUAGUGUCAGUGCCUUGGAGUCUCUGUGGCUGAACUUCAACGACAUCACUCUCAUGAACAUUAAAAGCCUGGAGGGUCUGAGCAACCUGACCGAACUGAGGCUUCAGGGCAACAAGCUCCGCUCUAUUCCGUGGACGGCAUUUCAAGACACCCCGAGCCUGAAAAUCCUGGACCUGAAGCACAACAGGCUAGAUGUGCUCCCAGAGUAUGCCCUGAGACAUUUGCUGGGGUUGACCUACUUAGACUUAUCUUUCAAUCAGCUUACCGUCAUCUCCAGGGAUGUGUUCCUCAACUGGCCCCGCUACCAAACCCCAAAGCCGGGUAGGAAUGAGGAGAAAGGGGCCAACGUGGUGCUGGCUCUCCAUGACAACCACUGGCUGUGCGACUGCCGCCUGAAGGGGUUUGUGGAGUUCAUCAAGUCAGUCAGCCCCCCGAUCAUCCUCAUGAACUCCUACCUGACCUGUGCCGGUCCCACGUCCAAAGAUGGGAAGUUCUUCCAUGAGGUGGAGCUGAGGCGCUGUAUGAAGCCGGAGACGUCCACCCCACGGGCCAACGUCACGCUGCCCAUGGGGGCUUCCACGGCGCUCCAGUGCCUGGUCAAGGCCAGACCGGAGCCCGUGGUGCGCUGGAUCUACAGCCUCAAGAACAUGAGGGGAUUCACAGUGUCCCAGACCCAGGCGGAUGAGGACACCAUUAACUCCCAGCUCCUAAUCCCAUCUCUCCACCUGGCUGACCGCGGCGUGUACACCUGCACCGCCAACAACUUCAUCGGCAACUCCUCUGUCCGGAUCACCGUCAGCAUCCAGGCGAGCAACGUCUCCUUCCCCGUCUCGCCACCCUUCCCCCUGGCCUCCGCGGAAGAGAAUGUCUACAUUAACUUCCGUAUUGCCAAGCAAACGGUGUACGGCAUCACCGUGGAAUGGUUCGCCACCACGGACAACCCGGCCCAGACGUGGUACACCAUCCACUUUGGCCGCUUUGACUCCCCCAAGAAGGACAUGAUCUACAUCGGCCCCGGCAUCACCAGCUACUCCGUGGACGCCCUGCAGCCCAUCACCAAAUACGAGGUGUGUGUGGCGCUGAAGAACCAGACCCCUCGGGCCGGCCAGUGCAUCGCCUUCAUGACGGGCAGCGACGUGAACGAGAUGGAAAAGCGGGAGCGCCUCAUCCACAUCAUCGUGAUCGUGUGUGCCAUGGUGUUAGCUGUGCCCGCCGGCAUGUACGCCUGCACCACCGACACGCGCAUAGGCGGCUGCCGGCGCCUGACUGAGAUUGUGAGGCAGCACCGGAAGAGAGAGGACACGAGCACCGACGUCGCCAUCGGGGAGCGGCAGGGCACCUUCGACAGCCUGCAGGCCCCCAGUGACGAGGCCCUGUGCCGCGGCUCCAUCGAGGCCGACAGGAUGAGGCAGAGGUCCGAAGACAAAACGCCGAAGGGCGAAAACGCCCAGCUAUACUGAACAGCUAUACUUAGAUAUUUACUGAACCAAAGCUCAGAGUACAGCUUUAAGGAGUACCAAACACAUUUCAGUCACACAGUGUAACUACAACACAGUGGUCUGCUAAAUUCAACACCUGUGUGGUCUGCACACAUUUUUUUUAAAUGUUUUUUUUUACUAAUGCAGUAAUCAGUUGUGUAGCCCCCAGAACAACACUGGAUGGUUAGAGAGCUACACAAACUCAGAAUUUUGUAAAUUACAGAAAAUUAAGCUCCUUUAAACACAGAGUUCAGAUUUACACUGCACAUCAACACCACAGCUGCACCUGAGAAUACAGGGCAACAUUGGCCAAGCUGAACUUCCGAACAAACAACUGUGUCCUCACCAGCAUAAUAUUAUUUGACAUGGCUGUACAUUUCAUGAAUAUAUAGAGAUGUUGAGGAAUUGUCCAACAGUCUUCUGUGAGGAAGAGACUGUAGAGGAGUUAGAUGCCUUCUUAAUAUUAACGGGACUUUAUCUUCCACUUUCUUUGGAGGAAUGUCAGAAUUUAUUGAAAUUUUGUAAUUUAUGUAAUUUUGGGGAAUCACAGUAUGUAUCCAGUGUUAAUUGUUUUCAAACAUUCAUUUGCUACUUCCAUGGGAAAAGGGAAAUACUAUGUAUUCGAUUUGUUAAUAACACCAAAGCUCAUGUGAAUCAUUCAUGAUUUGUUAACCAGUGGAUUUAAAUAAAUGCCUUAUAAAUAUC
Clupea harengus (Atlantic herring) is the source of this 6207-nucleotide messenger RNA. Its product is annotated as leucine-rich repeat, immunoglobulin-like domain and transmembrane domain-containing protein 2. Gene Ontology annotation, molecular function: protein binding. NCBI's taxonomy places the organism in Eukaryota, Metazoa, Chordata, Actinopteri, Clupeiformes, Clupeidae. The record is from RefSeq and is a predicted model, not a curated record.